AUGGACGAUCCAACAAUUCCUGAAUUAGAGACUCUGUCUCCUCUCCAAGUGGCUGCCUACUGCUGCUUUAUGACUCGAAGAACAAGUCGAUAUCUGGGUUAUCUCAUGAACAUCAAAAUUCCGCGCUAUUUUCGUCGUCCAUUGUACUCUUGCAGGCCGCUUCGAGGACUACACCAAUCCAAAUUGCUUUUUCACGCGCACCUUAAAAGAGAAUGUAUCUCUCUGUCUUUCAUUCACACAAUCACUCCCAGGCUCGUCACAUCCUCCGUCAUCCUCUCGUUCUCGUUUCUCCCUGCGACGGCACGGUUUCUUACAUGGAUUCCGUUCCUCAUUCUUGAGUCCUUCUCACAUUUCCAGAACCCCAUCACCACGCCGCACCUCGAAGUCCAUCAAGUCAAAGGCAUUCGUUACAGCAUGUCUACCUUUCUCGGCUCCUCCAUUCCUUAUAAGAACGAGCGAAGCCGUCUCUUCACGGUCACGCUCUAUCUCUCCCCCUCCGACUAUCAUCGCGUUCACUCUCCCGCCUUCUUCGCCAUCCGCUCCCGCGCGCAUUUUCCCGGAAAGCUCCUCCCCGUUAAAAACUUCUUCGCGCAGAACGUCAAGGGGCUCUUCACACUCAACGAGCGCGUCGUUCUGACUGGCAGCUGGCCGCAGGGCUUCUUCUCGCUCGGUCUCGUGGGCGCCUACAACGUCGGAUCUAUUUCGCUCUCCAAUCGCUACGAUCGCGAUCUUCGAACCAACUGCGCGCAUCACACGGCGCCUCGACGCGGAUCGGUCUGUUAUCGGAAGCAUUACCCCGCGGCGGUGGCGUCGGAACCUGGAGAUCCGGUGGGAAUGUUUCAUCUGGGAUCGACGGUGGUGCUGGCGUUCGAGGCGGGAGAAUUCGAGUGGCUGGUGAAGCCAGGAGAGAAGGUGAAGAUGGGCCAACCGCUGGGAUAUGUGCGGUGGACGAAAGAAGUGGAGGAAUUAAUUGGGGAUUAUGAAAAUGGGUGUUGA
Molecule: messenger RNA, 996 nt
Organism: Blastocystis hominis
Lineage: Eukaryota; Bigyra; Opalinata; Blastocystidae
Exons: 6
Coding region: 1-996 (331 amino acids)
Biological process (GO): phosphatidylethanolamine biosynthetic process
Cellular component (GO): mitochondrion
Molecular function (GO): phosphatidylserine decarboxylase activity
Source: RefSeq, a predicted model, not a curated record